Molecule: messenger RNA, 750 nt
Organism: Truncatella angustata
Lineage: Eukaryota; Fungi; Ascomycota; Sordariomycetes; Amphisphaeriales; Sporocadaceae
Exons: 2
Coding region: 1-750 (249 amino acids)
Source: RefSeq, a predicted model, not a curated record
AUGUCAGCUUUAUUCAAUAUCGGGGCGCCGCAAGGCACCCGUCGGAGAUCGGUGCGGUCUUCUCAACGAGCAGCAUAUAUGUUUCCGGUGCAAGUGUCCGCCAAUGUCCCACUGCAAUCGGCCGAAUCUUCUGCAGGACUACAAGGACCUCCGGAAGAGGGUUUCCUUCCAGCACAGUCGGCUCCUCAUAGGGGAGCAACUCAUGUGCACCGUGGUCCGUCUGCAGCCACACCGGUCGAACCAGCAAUGAAUACUCAGCGUGCUUCAAUACUGAAAAGGAUGGGUAGAACGCGUUCCCAGCCUCAGGUACUGGCGGCCCACGAGAUGCUGCCCAAUACACAGAGCUCAGCUCCUGUGAGGUAUGGUGGAAUGCCGGUCCAAGCCGUUAUACCAUGGGAUGGAGUCUGGCGCUACACGAUGUUGGAUGAGCAGGUGCUUACCUUGCCUGGGAUCCUCCAGUCAUUGAAAGGCAUUGCCACAAAGGAUCCAUACACCAUGAAGGACAUGCAUUUGAUUUUAGGUCGCAUAAUUACCAAGGCUGUCCUGACUCAUAGCGGAGAUGGAUUUCUUGACCAACAUCGUAUGAGCACUUGGUACGAUAUCGUCGGGCACGUCGUCGACUGGAGUGUUCGCCACAGGUGGAAUGAUGAGAUUUCCGUGCUAGCCAAAUUCACCAAGUUGCUUAUGGCACGUCACUUCCUCACAGAUGUCAUAUUGGUCAACGGCAUCCGUCGUCUCUAUGGCAAGUAA